CAUGCGCGGUAUCUGUUCGUGGCCCUUCUGUUCUUGGUGCCUGUCUGGUCUUCAGGGACCUAUUCUAGCAGUAAAUCUAAGGAUAGGACUGUUAGGCAACGACAUAACGACUCAUUUCAAAUUAUUUGUUAGGCUGCACUGUGCAAACUUUACUUGCUAUUCGACUGGAGUCGCCCAGGUCGUCGACUGGCCAACAAGCAGAGCAUCCAUUCAUCCUUUCAUUGGCAGCUGAGGUUUUCCAGUCAAAGCUAGCUAGCGUUAGCCAAGAGGCAGGGGACAGCUGUGUCAGAGGGAUCCUCAAAAUGUCCGGUUACCAAGGAAAGAAGAACAUCCCAAGAAUUACAAGUGACCGUCUCCUCAUCAAAGGAGCAAAGAUAGUGAACGAUGAUCAGUCAUUCUUGGCUGAUAUCUACAUGGAGGAUGGAGUCAUCAAGCAAAUCGGAGACAACCUCAUCGUUCCCGGGGGAGUUAAAAUCAUAGAGGCUCAUGGGAGAAUGGUGAUGCCUGGAGGUAUUGACGUGCACACCCGAUUCCAGAUGCCUGACCGAGGCAUGGUGGCGGCAGAUGACUUCUACCAGGGCACCCGGGCGGCCCUGGCUGGGGGAACGACCAUGAUCAUUGACCAUGUGGUGCCGGAGCCUGGCGUCAGUCUGGUUGCUGCGUUCAAACAGUGGAGGGAGUGGGCUGAUAGCAAGUCCUGCUGUGACUAUUCUCUGCAUGUGGACAUCACUGAUUGGAACAAAGGCAUUCAGGAAGAGAUGGAGACUCUAGUGAAGGAUCAUGGUGUCAACUCUUUCCUGGUCUAUUUGGCUUAUAAGGAUGUUUUCCAACUUUCUGACUCUCAGAUCUAUGAGGUGUUCAGUGUCAUCAGAGAUCUCGGAGCCAUUGCGCAGGUGCAUGCUGAGAAUGGAGACAUCGUUGCAGAGGAGCAGAGACGUAUUCUAGAGCUGGGGAUCACUGGCCCUGAAGGUCAUGUGCUCAGCCGCCCAGAGGAGGUGGAGGCUGAGGCAGUCAAUCGCUCUGUCACCAUAGCCAAUCAGACCAACUGUCCUCUCUACAUCACCAAGGUGAUGAGUAAGAGUGCUGCUGAUGUCAUCGCUCUUGCCAGGAAAAGGGGUGCUGUGGUUUAUGGAGAACCCAUAUCUGCCAGCUUGGGCACUGACGGUACUCAUUACUGGAGCAAGAACUGGGCCAAGGCAGCAGCCUAUGUCACUUCUCCACCACUCAGCCCCGAUCCCACCACCCCCGACUACCUCAACUCCCUGUUGUCAUGUGGGGACUUGCAGGUGACUGGGAGUGCUCACUGCACUUUCCAGACUUCUCAGCGUGCAGUAGGCAAAGAUAACUUCAGCCUAAUUCCAGAGGGCACCAACGGCACUGAGGAGAGGAUGUCCCUAAUCUGGGACAAAUGUGUGGUGACUGGAAAGAUGGAUGAGAACCAGUUUGUGGCAGUGACCAGCACAAACGCAGCCAAGAUCUUCAACCUGUACCCCCGCAAGGGCCGCAUUGCUGUGGGGUCUGACGCCGACCUCGUGCUGUGGGACCCAGACAUCACUAAGAUCAUCUCAGCUAAGAGCCACAACCUGGCUGUGGAGUACAACAUCUUUGAGGGCACAGAGGUGCGUGGAGGUCCUCUGGUGGUGAUCAGCCAGGGCAAGAUAGUAUUGGAGGAGGGCAGCCUUCACACCACCGAGGGCUGUGGGCGCUACGUCAGCCGUAAACCCUUCCCCGACCAAGUGUACAAGAGGAUAAAGGCUCGCAGCAGGCUCACAGAGUUACGAGGAGUCCCCAGGGGCCUGUACGAUGGGCCGGUGUGUGAGGUGACUCUGACUCCCAAGGUGAUGUCCACAGUCUCCUCAGUGAAGACUUCCCCUGCCAAGCAGCAGCUGCAGCAGCAGCAGCAGCAGCAGCAGCAGCAGCAACAGCAGCAGCUUACUCACCAGCCAGUGCGCAACCUUCACCAGUCUGGCUUCAGCCUGUCUGGUGCCCAAAUUGACGACAAUGUUCCUCGUCGCACCACUCAGCGCAUCGUGGCUCCCCCUGGUGGGAAAGCCAACAUCACCAGCCUCGGCUAAGCUCCUCUCACAACUGAGCCGGGGCGCAGGGCAUCACGGGACCAGAGGCCACUCUUACCGCUGUCACAUCACAUCUGGUCACCUCUGACUCCCCCUGCACCCCACCCAAAAGCACUCCAUCCAUUCUUGUUCUCACACUACCACUGUGUCACCUCAUGGGGAAAAAAAAAAGAGAAAGCACUAUUCCAUUCUGUUUCAUCUUUCCUGCCAUAUUCUACUGUCAUCAAGGAAGGAUCAAGUGAAUUGAAGCAGCUUUUUUGCUGUUUUUUUUUUUUUAAAGUCCAGUUUGAUUAUUGAUGAAAGUAAUUUGUUUACAUUUGUUUACAUUUUUGUAUAAUUUUUGCGGUCCAUGUUUGAGCAGUUUAGGUGACAGGAAAACUAGGCCUGAGAAGCGGUCAGUUUCAUGAGCGGGCAUUUUAGCAACAGCAGUUGUUUACAAUUUUUGUCUUCUUGCGCUGUUUUACAGAUAUUAGUUAGAAUGUGCUGGUGGUCGUGUUACGCUACAACCUUUUAGUUGGAAGUAAAGCCUCCACUGUCCAUGUUGUAACACUGCUACACUGUAAAAUUGCUGUUUAAAAUCUGAAAAUACUAAUCAUGAAAGAUCAGAAGAUUAGAAUAUUUUUUUUGCAUCUCAGAAGACCUUUUAAUUUCAAAUUUGCAGUAUUAGCUGAACAUUUCACUUUGGUCUUACUUUUGUGUUAUAGUUGCACUUUCUUCAUUUUUUAACACUGAUGUUUUAUGUUUUUAUUAAGUUGUUUUGGAAAGCACUGACUGCACUGAAAGGAAAAGAAAGGGUAUUUUAGAGUUAAACCACUCAUUCAAUUUCACCCUGAAUAUAUGUGUCAGGGAGAAAUGGUACAUAACAUUUUGUCUGAGAGACAUGAGACGAGACAUUUUUUUGUUUUUUUUUGGUUUUCCACACCUCAUUUCAUCAUUUUGUUUUUUCGUCAUGUUUGUUGAAAGGUUGUCAGGGCAACAAGCUUCCAAUAAUCAGACCGGUGUCUAUUGUUCAGGAUACAGACAAGACACCACGAAGAAGCUAGAUGGGAGGUUUGCCGACAGCCUCUCUGCACCUGGUGCUAUAUGACCAUCGCUGUAUAUGUGCAGAUGAUGUCCACAUCCACACAGCAGUUGAGUAAGCUUUGUAAUAACAGCAGCCAGGGUAGAGUCACCUUUUACCCAAUUUUGACAGAAUUUGUUUUGCACCCGUAACAAUCCAAAAUGGUAAAACUGUAUGUGAGCUUGCAGCUUUUUAUUUGUAUUGGAUAUGUCUGUUUGUUUUAGGAUAUUUGUUGAAUUGAACUACUUGCUUGCCUAUUCUGUAAGAUAUUGAUAGCACACUGUAUCUAUGAAGGCUCUUUAAAGAGGUGGAACCAUGAUCUUUGAGACCUGAUGAAAAACGCUUCAGUAUGUUUAUGAAAUCCCUCAGCGUGCUGAUGAUGUGUCCACUGUUCUCGGUGUUAGUGUUGUGAAUGAAUUACCAGAUAUCCAGUUCUUCUUCUCUUACCCCUCUAUCUGCCCGACAUUGUUGACACCGGAUUCACUCAAGGUAGUAACCGUAUUCACCAAACCACAACGGGUUGUCAGUGACGCAGCACUGUACGACCACACUGUACGACCACACUGUAAAACACUGGAUUUUUUUCUUCCUCAUUGCCUUGUCAAGUGUAGGUUUUGUUUGCCAAGCUAUAAUGUGAAGUGAUUUACAUUUGGGGAAGUUUCUUGGUAAUGGUUAUUGAGUUGUAAUGUAUGUUGCCCCUCUCCCAGCAAGUGUGAUACUCUCUCGGUCAUGUAUGUUUUGUAGGUUACCAGGGUUUUGGGGGAAAUCGUUGGUCCCGUCAGCAUUUGACCCUAUCUGUGUUGACUUCGGUGGAUUAAAAUAAUAAAAAAAUGAAAUUUA
Messenger RNA from Seriola aureovittata, 3975 nucleotides. It is a transcript of the gene dpysl2a, whose product is annotated as dihydropyrimidinase like 2a. Gene Ontology annotation, cellular component: cytoplasm; cytosol. The record is from RefSeq and is a predicted model, not a curated record. The coding region runs from base 303 to 2075 and encodes 590 amino acids. The transcript is spliced from 14 exons. NCBI's taxonomy places the organism in Eukaryota, Metazoa, Chordata, Actinopteri, Carangiformes, Carangidae. Gene Ontology annotation, molecular function: hydrolase activity, acting on carbon-nitrogen (but not peptide) bonds, in cyclic amides.